Molecule: messenger RNA, 4149 nt
Organism: Closterium sp. Yama58-4
Lineage: Eukaryota; Viridiplantae; Streptophyta; Zygnematophyceae; Desmidiales; Closteriaceae
Source: the annotation of a GenBank genome assembly
AUGUUGCGGAUAUGGCGGUUGAUGUUCGAGUGGUGGCAGUGGCAAUUCUCGCGCCUCGGAUGGCUCGUGGGUCGCCGACCACUCGCCAGCAUCUUCGUCGCGUGCAUUGUCAUCAUUCUCUGCUCGCUCGGCCUGCUACGAGCCAGCUUCAUUGAAAACAUCGACGCGCUCUGGGUGCCGAGCACGUCGAAGACGAUCGUGGACCAGCGCAAGUUCGACGCGUAUUUCCCCACGAACCCGUUUUCGCGCGUGGAGCGCGUGAUCAUCGUGCCCAAGGACCCCUCCGCCGACAUGCUGCAGCCGCACCUGCUCAACCAGACGUACAACAUCUACAUGGCUCUGCUGAACCUGACGGUGACCGCCACAGACAACAGCACGGUGGGCAUCAAGCAGAUGUGCGCGCAGCCGGUGAAGAACGGCGGGUGCGUGUACUACAGCCCGCUGGCCUACUGGAAGGACGACCGCGCGCUCAUGCUCUCCAGGACUGUUGCUCAGCUGCACUCUGACGUGGACGAGCUGCUGCUCUCGGGGCUGAUCCCGGUGCAGCAGCGGCAGGUGCUGGGGUGCCUGGUGAAGACGCCAUCCACAGUGUUUGCUGGCAACUAUGACGUCAAGUCCGUUGGGGCGCUCAUCUUCACAUUCUUCUUGGACGUGUCUAUCAAGGGCACGCCAACAGUUGAACGAUGGGAGACAGCACUCCUGGAUAUGCUCGACACAUACCCAUAUGAGGACGUGGUGGCAUACGCAGCAACGGGAGUGUCGACCUCGCAGGAGAUCUCGCGGCAGUCGAAGGGGGACGUGGUGCUGCUGGGAGCCAGCUACGUCAUCAUGACCGUCUACAUGCUCAUUGCCCUCACCACCUUCAAGCCCUUCCGCACGCGCUUCCUGCUCGGCCUGGGCGCACUUGCUACCGUGGCUUCCGGCAUUCUCUCCUCGCUCGGCUUCAGCGCGCUGUUCUACCAGUUCAACCCGCUCACCAUCCAGGUGCUGCCAUUCGUGAUGCUAUCCAUCGGCAUGGACAGUGUCUUCAUCCUCUACACGCACUUCCAGAAGUCUCUCACGUCCGUCCCCCACGCGCCCCUCUCCAACCUCGACAUUGCCAUGGCUCUCGAGGACGCACUGUACCGGCAGGGCGCGAGUGUGGCGCUGACGGCGCUGACCAAGGCGAUCUCGUUCCUGUGCCCGUGCAUCGUGCUGCGCAUCCCUGCGCUGCAGGAGUUCUGCAUCGUCGUCGCCAUUGCCGUGCUCUUUGAGCUCCUCUUCUCCUUCACCGCAUUCAACGCCUUCCUCAUCCUGGAUGCGCGCAGGGAGAGGGACAACCGAUAUGACUGCAUUCCCUGCCUGUCGCGCAGCGGCAGGCGCACCAAGCCGCAGCCGAGCCAACAGGAGCUGCUCCGAAACUCCUCCUCCGCCACUCCCUUUCCUCAUUCCGCCUCUGCUGUUGAUGCUGCCACCGCUGCUGCGAAUUCCGCUGCUGCCGCUGCUGCAGCGGCAGCUGCUGCUGCUGCUGUUAAUGGUGCCGGUGAUGAUGCUGCUGCUGCGGCUGCUGCUGCUAACGGUGCGGUUAAUGGCGGUACUAAUGGUCCAACGUGGGUGCCGCUGAGCCAAAGCAAUAGCCCACCCGCCACUGAUCUGAAUGUAGAGGGAGGAGGAGACGACAAGGAGGCCAUUAAAGCUGCGCAAAUAGCCACAGCACCUCCCGCCUUGGGACCCGAACCCAAUGAUCUCGCCGCCGCCGCCGCUGCUGCCGCGGCCGCUGCUGCUGCUGGUAACACCGGUGCCGUCGCGGCCGUCGCGAACGGGACGGGCAACGGCGGGAAGCUAACAAAAGAGGAGAAGCAGCAGCAGAAGGCGGAGAAGCGGGCCAAGGUGAAGCGCGACGGCGGGCUGAUUGACAUCUCGGGCAGCACGGAGAAGGAGGCGAAAACUUUCUACGGGCGGUUCAUCUGCCUGUACUACGUGCCGUACGCGCUGAGUCACUGGGUCGGGCAGCUGGUGAUUUUCUGUGUGUUUGGCGCGCUGCUGGGCGUGGGGAUAUACGGGUGCGUGACGGUGGAUGAGACGUUGGACGUGCGCACGCUCAUCACCCAGGGCACGCAGCUGUACUACUACCUUGGCUACGAGGAGAUGUGCAACACGCACAUCGGCCCGCCUAUGUACCUGGUCACAGAGAACAUCGACUACUCGUCGCUGCAGAACAAGCCGUACAUGACGCGGCUGACAGGCAUGGUGGAAAACUCCACGUGGAUUGAGAAGCCUGUGUUCUCCUGGUACCGUGACUUCACAGAGAAGUUCCUACCCUACAGCAAGUGGGUAACCCAAUUGGAUUCCAACGGGCAACUCCCCUCCCGAGAGAUCUUCCACGCAGCACUCGACAACUUCCUGAACGACAGCAUGGAGGGCUUCGCCUACAUCUACGACUUUGACUUUGAGCGCAACAACCGCACGGGCGCCAUAGAGGCCAUCAAGGCCGCGCGCAUGCGCGCGUUCUACAACCCGCUCAAGGGCACCAGCGAGUUUGUCAACGCCAUGCUGGACGUGCGCGCUAGGGUGGACUCUGUGCCUCAGGUACCCGCCUUCACACAGAGCUACUUCUACGUGUUCUACGAGCAGUUCCUGGACAUCGUGCAGCAGUACAUCUGGAUGCUCGUGUUCACCAUCAUCGGCAUCUUCUGCAUCACCUUCAUCUUCAUGGGCUUUAAGACCGCCAUCAUCGUCUCCGCCAUGGUGCUCAUGAUCCACAUCUCCAUGCUCGGUCUGACGGCGGAGUGGGGGGUGCAGCUGAACGCAGUGUCAGCAGUGAAUGCAGUGGCCAUCAUGGGCCUGGCGGACGAGUAUGUGAACUACAUCAUGCGCGCCUUUGAACUCGACCACGGCACUCCACAGGACCGGAUCCGCUCGGCCCUGCUGCAGUACAUCCGCCCCAUCACCAACGCAGCCUGCUGCACUGUCCUCGGCAUUCUCCCGCUCGCCUUUGCCAAGUCAGCUGUGUACAAUGUCUACUACUUCCGCAUGUUCCUCGUUGCUACACUCCUCUCGUGGGGCACGGGGAUUAUUUUUCUGCCCGCGCUUCUGCUCGCGCUGCAUGGCGUGGGGAUCACGAAGCCGCUGUACGUGAUGGGGCUUGCGGCUAAGGAGAAGUUCUUGCGGUGGAGAGGCAAGAAGCAGCAGCAUGAGCAUACGUCGGAUGAUGGAGAGGAGGAAGAGAAGAAAGAGCAGGUUGAGGUUAACUCUCCGCGACGAGCGAGACACCGGGGUCCAAAGGCCGCGAAAGGACGGGCGAGUGAAGCGGCCGCUUCAGCAGGAGGAAGAACCGUGUUUCAUAAAGUCGAGUCGGGUGAAACGUUAUGGAGUAUCGCAAGGAUGUACGGCAUUCCGGUUCCGGAUCUCAUGGCGUACAACGGAAUCUCGGACGCCAGAGAAGUGUACUCGGACUCCGUCGUCAUCAUCCCUCUCCUCUCUCCCGCAUCUCCUCGGACAAUCCAAGGAGAUCCUAGCAGUUCAUCUGCCUCAUCGUCAUCUCUUAGAUCUGGCACAGAUCCUGAUGAGGCGAGCGGCGUUGGCCGGGGUAGUAGUGGGCGGACUCAAGUGGCGACUGAGGAGGCGUCAACGGUGCUUAGAGGCUUGGCUUCGCGCGUGCAGAAGACGUCGAACUCGUUUCACUUGACGGACUCGUUAAAGGUUCUUCUCUUCUGCUACAGUGCGGCUUUGAUAUCCUUCCUAAUAGUAGCGGUCAGAGAGCUUUUGAGAACAUUCAAGGAGGCCAGGGAUCUUCAAUGGGUGCAGGAGCCGGAACCAGAGCGGCCAAAUGUGGCUCUUAAAACGCGGACGUCCAUGUCGUUGGUCCUUGAUCGGCUGAGUAGGUCACAGGAGUGGUCGCGGGAAGAGAUGAUGGGAGAUGGUGUGUCAGCGGGUGCGGAUUUGCAACAACUGGAUGUAGGAACAGCAACAGCUCAACUAGACAUCGAUCAAGCCCCCGAGCCAUCUCCGGAAGAGGUGGCUCAAGACUAUGAGGAAAUUCGCAGACGGUACAGAGAGGGGCUGGAGGCCUCUUACAGGACCUUUUUGAAGGACACAGGGUCACAAACAGCAGGACGGUUCCGAGGUGGCAUGCCCUCGAAGUUUAGAAACAAGAAACCCCCAAGAUGA